Molecule: messenger RNA, 2124 nt
Organism: Paramuricea clavata
Lineage: Eukaryota; Metazoa; Cnidaria; Anthozoa; Malacalcyonacea; Plexauridae
Source: the annotation of a GenBank genome assembly
AUAAAAAAUAGGGGCAAAAUUUUAUUUCAUAAACACUUUCACACAAUACCAGAUAUGGCUUGGCACUUUGUUUUGAACUUUCUAAAUGUUGGGUUUUUUGCUCAAGCACUUUUGACUGUAGUGUGUGUAUAUCUUGUGUACAAAUGUACCAAGUACGUGUUUGGCAAAGAGAAAGCGACGAGCGAACAGCCUUUAAAACCUGACACUGUUGGACGCUGUCUUGGUCAUCGUGAAGCAAUAUUUGAUUUGUUUUCCGUCGAAAGAGGUGGAACGGGGAAUAUUUGUCUUACGGUAUCUUUAACUUCAAAACAAAGCCUGUCACAUCAGCACGUUCGCGAUGCUCUGGUGCUGUUAGCCAAACGACAGCCGAUGCUUCGGGCAAUCAUAACAACGAUAGCAAACGGAGAUAAAUACUUUGAGGUCAAGGAAAUAAAGGAAGUGAUUACAAUGUUAGAUAUUACUACUUUUGAAGUAAAGGCUUCGGAUUGGAAAGAUGUGUGGUUUGAAAAUACAGAAAAACAAAGAGGAAAUGGUCUGUUGUGGCGAGUUGUGAUAUUACAAGAGGAAUUCGUAUCAGACACAAAAGAUUAUGCAAAUACCUUAAUGUUUCGUUUUAAUCAUUCCUCUACUGACGGCGUGUCUUGCGUGAAAUUUUGUAAGCAAUUUCUUACUUUCGUGAAUGAAAUUGCAGACGGUGCUACUGUAGACCAGGAGAUCCCCAGUCUAAACAUACUGCCAUAUUUUCAUGAUAUUGUCACACAGAAACGAACUUUGUAUUCAGUAUUAAAUUUCAUGCUCACUUAUUGUGGCCUUCGACCUAUUUUAAGAUUUUUCAUGCAGAGAUUCAUUGCUCGCCGCUUGGAAACGACGAAGUGUAAUCCUUAUUAUAGUCAGUUCCCACCUAGUUUAGAUGUCUCUAGCUUUGCUGGACCAAAUCGGCUAAGUGCUAAAGUUUUCACUGAGAGCGAAACAAAGAAUAUUAUACAAGCCUGCAAAGCAAAUAAUUGUACUGUAACUGGAGCUUUGACGGCUGCUGCACAUUUAGCUUUCUGUGAACUUAUACAAGAUGGCAUGAAAGGGAACAAAGAUGCAAAGUUAAAGUGCGAGUGUGCUAUUAACGCUCAACGUUGUUGUGAUCCAAAACCACAUGAAGAUUAUCUAGGGUACUUUGUGUAUGUUUUUAAUGAACUUUACAUGAAAUAUGAGACAGGAACGGAUGUUAAUUUUUGGAAGAUGGCACAAGAAACUACCAAUGAAAUACAUGAUUUUGUGAAAACUGAAGGAUAUAUUAUUAACGAGACAAUAAUCUGUGAAACUAUGAAACCAAGAGAAUUAGUUGAUCAAGUUGAUCGAGAGGUGUUAAUUCGCUUCUCAUGCUGCAAUUUUAUAUCGAGUUUUGGGUCUUUCAAUUUUGAUCAAAACCAGGAGGAACAGACUUAUAAACUACAAGAAUGUUUUGUAAACAGCCUUAAUCAUGGUUUUGCCGAGACCUUCUUGCACUUAAACCACACUAUUAAUGGUAAAAUGUCCUGGUCAAUCGUCUCUGAUGUUUCUAGAGUAGAAAGUCGACAUGCAGAAAAGUUUGCCAGUCUUUGCUUUGGCAGGUUUAUUGAAAUAGCACGUGGUCGUGCUUGAGUUUAUAUCAUCACAUUUGGUUCGGUAAAUGAUAAGUCGUGAUGAUUUGCAUUAGGAACUAGGCCAAAGGCAAAGAGACAAAGGCAAAGAGACAAUCAGAAACAAUUUGUUUUAUAGGAGUGAGAAUUUUUGUAAAUAUAAUUAAAUAAUGUUGAAGCUAUCUUUUUUGGUUAACGUCGAUCCAAAUAAACAUGUUUUGUAGCCUGCAUGCAGACAUCUCUUGGAGUUGUUCUCGUCAUCGUCUACAUGUUCUUAAGAAACAGUGGACCUUUGUAGGUGAUAUAACUACCCGAAAAAUACAAAAAGAACUUGGACUUGGUUUCAGCCAGAGGACCUUCGUCUUGAAGUUGAAAGGCCUUCGCUGGUAAUUGUAUCGCGUACAAAAGUCCGCUGUUUGUAAUUGUAUCAUCAAUAUUAAAGAGAGAGAGAAUUUAAAAAAAGAGAAAGAAUUGUUUAAUACACACAUAAAAACGCACAAGUUGUUACAAG